GCAGUUGUUAAUGAAGUUAUGGAAGAAGAUGUGAAACACUUGAGACAAGUGAUACGGCAACUAAGGGAUGAGCUCCACCGAAUUAAAGAAAAUGGCUACAACCCAAUGGGUUCAAGUGGAGGUCAUUCAGCAGCUUGGAUCCGGCGAAGCUUGAAUUUGUUACAGUCCAGCCUCAAUCGACCACCACCAUUAUCGCGUGUUGAUGAAGAUGGUGAUGAGGAGAUGGAAAUUGACGAGGAAGUUAUUGAGGACCAUGAUGAAGCUUCCUGCAAUACCAAUAUGCCGAGUAAUUGUAAUAUUGCAUCUGACAAUGACAAUGGAAUGAACACUGAUGAUCAGGAUUUAUCUCAACCUAGUGAGGAGAAAAAUAUACCUGGCAGUAAAAGUCUCAGUGAACCUUCAUGUCCAAUGGGUGAAUCUGACAUUGGAAGUUUUACAGGUUUUUCAGCCCCAGAUGUGCCCAGUGAGUCUCCUAGUGCAGCAAUGAAUUGUGUCUCACCUGCCAGUCUUAGCAUAGUUCAGUGUGAUUUGUCCCCAAUCCUUAAAUCCCCAGCUCCUAGUGUUUCACCUAGAAUCAGUACCAGCAGAAAAAGUCUGAGGACAUCAACAGGGUUGUCUCCUUCUGAGAAUGAUCUUCAUGUUGAAAAAGAUUUGGGAAUUAGAACUAGCAAUAAGAAAAACUCAUAUUCUGCAUGUAGUAGUCAGACAGCUCCAAAUUUCAUUAGUAAAACAGAAAAUUUAGCAGCAAGCAUACGCCAUGGUCUUGAAAUUAUUGAUAGUUACCAACGCAAUUCAGCUUUGAGGCAGUCAGCAAACAGGUUUUCCUUACGGCCAAGAGAAUCUAAAUUAGUUUUUCCAAUUGACAAAGUUGAUGUGGGGCUGCAGACUUCUCUUGAUGAUAAUGUUGGAGAGAAUUCUGUUUUAUUCACCUGUAGUAAUUGUAAAAGCAGAGCACAACUUGAGGCCAACGAGACUGACAAUAACUCAAACCUACAGUUAGUACCGUUUGAAUGUCCUGGGUCUGUUGAUAGGCCAAAGAAACAAGUGCUCAAAGCAGUAGAAAAGGUUUUGGCAGAAUCUAUAAGGAGAGAAAUGGCACUUGAAGAGUUUUGUGCCAAGCAGAGUUCUGAGAUAUUGCAGCUUAAUCGCCUGGUGGAACAGUACAAGCAUGAGAUCGAAUGCAAUGCUAUAGUUACACAGACAAGGGAAGAUAAAAUUCUUCGUCUUGAGAGCCUCAUGGAUGGUGUUUUACCCACUGAAGAGUUCAUGGCAGAAGAACUAGUGGCUCUUAACCAUGAACACAAGUUGUUAAAGGAUAAGUACGAGAAUCAUCCAGAAGUUUUGGAAAUGAAGAUAGAGUUGAAAAAGGUGCAAGAUGAAUUGGAAAAGUAUCAAAAUUUCUAUAAAUUUGGGGAGAGAGAAGUGCUGAUGGAAGAGAUACAAAGUUUGAGAAGCCAGCUUCAAUUUUAUAUUGAAUCUUCAUCAACAUCAUCAAGGAAGCAAUAUCCUCUAUUGCAAUUGACGUUGUCUUCUGAUCCCAGUACGGCAGCAACCCUCGCUGCCAUUCCAGAGUUGACAGAUGAGAGAGAGAAAACAAACGAAAUUCUAGCAUCAUCCAAUAACGAUAUUGAAGCAAAGGAAAUUCUAGAAUCCUCCAAGAACAAUAAUGAAGCAAAAGAAAUUCUAGCAUCAUCCAAGAAUGAUAUUGAAGCACAAUUUGAACAAGAAAGAAUUAAAUGGACUGAGGCAGAAAGCAGGUGGAUUUGUCUUUCUGAAGAACUUAGAGCUGAGCUUGAAAGUAGCAGGUUGCUAUCUGAAAAGAGGAAGCGGGAAUUAGAUGCUGAGAGGCAGUGUACUCAGGAGCUUCAGGAAGCCAUGCACAUGGCUAUAGAAGGGCAUGCAAGACUUUUAGAACAAUAUGCUGAUUUGGAAGAGAAACACAUCCAUUUGCUUGCAAGGCAUAGACAGAUCCAAGAAGGAAUUGAGGAUGUCAAGAAAGCGGCUUCCAGAGCAGGAGUAAGAGGUGCAGAAUCUAAGUUCAUAAAUGCCCUUGCUGCUGAAAUUUCAGCGUUAAAAGCGGAAAGAGAAAAAGAACGAAGAAUCUUAAGGGAUGAAAAUAAAGGGCUUCAGUCACAGUUGAAGGACACUGCAGAAGCAGUACAAGCUGCUGGUGAACUGCUUUUGCGGCUUAAAGAGGCUGAAGAAACUGUCACUGCUGCACAGAAACGGGCGAUGGAUGCAGAACAGGAAGCCGCCAAGGCCUACAAACAAAUUGACAAGUUGAAGAAGAAACAUGAGAAGGAGAUCAUCACACUUAAUGAGCUCCUUGCAGAAGCACGUUUACCGAAGGGAUCGGUACGACCAACUUAUGAUGACGAUGUUGUCAUGCCCAGUUAUGACGACUCAAAGGAACAAAACCGUUUUAAUGAUCAGUUUGAGCCAUUUCAUAAUAAUGCAGAGUACGGCGAGCUUGCAAAACUAGCAGAACCAUCAUGGUUCUCUGGUUACGAUAGAUGUAACAUAUAAAUAUAUCAUCUCAUUACAGUGUGUCAUUUGUAUUAAUUUGUCCAUAUAUGAUUUGAAAAAAAAGGUUGUAUUCUUUCGUUCUUACUUUUUGUGAGCAUAAACGAGUUUCCCUCCCCAUUGCAGAAGCACGUUGAGUAGACACAAUAUUUACCCGAUAUCGAUUGUCGGUUGCAAAGUCGAUGAUGCAGCUCUUCAUUCUUUGUUAUUCUUAAUUCCAAUUUAUGAAAUUAUAUUAUUAACAUA
Molecule: messenger RNA, 2769 nt
Organism: Vigna umbellata (rice bean)
Lineage: Eukaryota; Viridiplantae; Streptophyta; Magnoliopsida; Fabales; Fabaceae
Source: RefSeq, a predicted model, not a curated record